UCUGGUGUAUUCAUUCCACGAUGAUCAAACCCAAUCACUUUUAACUAUUCCUACUACAUAUAAUGUUAUCCUAAUUAACUAAUUAACACAUCCCAUGGAUCAGGACACAGAAACCCUCGCCGGCGGCCGUACGGUCAUCUUCUCCAAAUACGAGAUGGGCAGACUCCUCGGCCGGGGGACCUUCGCGAAAGUCUACCUCGCCAGAAACCUCCAGGCCCCCUCCGACCAGAACGUCGCCGUCAAAGUCAUCGCCAAGGACCGGGUCCGGGAGGCCGCCCUGAUCGAGCAGAUCAAGCGGGAGAUCGCCGUCAUGCGCCUGGUCCGCCACCCGAACGUCGUCGGAAUCCGCGAGGUCAUGGCCACCAAGAACAAGAUCUUCGUCGUCAUGGACUACGUCCGCGGCGGCGAGCUCUUCGCCAGAGUCGCCCGCGGCCGGCUCCGGGAAGACUCCGCCCGGAAGUUCUUCCAGCAGCUCAUCGGCGCCGUCGACUACUGCCACAGCCGCGGCGUCUCCCACCGGGACCUCAAGCCGGAGAAUCUCCUCCUUGACGACGACGGGAAUCUGAAGGUCUCCGAUUUCGGACUCUCCGCCCUGCCGGAGCACCACCGCAACGACGGCCUCCUCCACACCCGCUGCGGCACCCCCGCCUACGUGGCGCCGGAAGUCCUCCGGAAAAAAGGCUACGACGGCGCCGCCGCGGACCUCUGGUCCUGCGGCGUCAUCCUCUACGUCCUCCUCGCCGGAUUCUUGCCGUUUCAGGAUUCCAAUGUAAUGAAAAUGUACACCAAGAUUUUCAAGGCCGACUUCCGCUUCCCGCCGUGGAUCUCGCCGGAGGCCCGACGGUUAAUUUCGCGGCUCCUCGUACCCGACCCUGGUAAGAGAAUUUCGAUCCCGGGGAUACUGCGGGUGCCCUGGUUCUCAAAAGGGUUUGCGAGGCCCGUCCCCGUCUCUCCCCAGGAGGUCCCGGACCUCGACGAGGAUCUGGUAGUAGUUCGGUCCAAAUCGGCUCCUCCAUUCUACAACGCCUUCGAGUUCAUCUCCUCCAUGUCGUCCGGUUUCGAUCUCUCGAGCCUGUUCGAGACCGGCCGGAAAACCGGUUCGAUGUUCACGUCGAGGUGCUCGAGCUCGGCGAUCAUGGAGAAGCUGGAAUGGCUUGCCCGCAAAGCUAAUUUCCGGGUGAUGUUCAGUAAGGGUUACAAGGUGAUGAUGCAGGGGGCGGCGGAAGGGCGGAAGGGGCGGUUAUCGGUGACGGCGGAGAUAUUCGAGGUGGCGCCGGAGGUGGUGGUGGUGGAGUUCUCUAAGUCCGCCGGAGACACGCUGGAGUACCGGCGGUUCUGCGACGAGGAUGUACGGCCGGCGUUGAAGGACAUAGUGUGGAGCUGGCAGGGAGAGACCUCCUCCGAGGGGUAAUUUCGUCAUUUCAGACGAUUUGGGUUUUUUGCUCUUAUUAUUAUUAAUAUCAAUAUUAUCGUGUAGUUAAUUAAUUAAUUAACUUUGGUUUUAAUGUACUGUGCAUUUUGGAGAUAGAUUGAGAAUGGUUGUAACUGUUCGUUUUCGAAAAGAAAAAUUUAGGUAAAAAUAUUACAAUUUGU
Andrographis paniculata is the source of this 1593-nucleotide messenger RNA. Its product is annotated as CBL-interacting serine/threonine-protein kinase 5-like. Gene Ontology annotation, biological process: signal transduction; protein phosphorylation. The record is from RefSeq and is a predicted model, not a curated record. The transcript has a single exon. NCBI's taxonomy places the organism in Eukaryota, Viridiplantae, Streptophyta, Magnoliopsida, Lamiales, Acanthaceae. Gene Ontology annotation, molecular function: ATP binding; protein kinase activity. Bases 95 to 1411 code for a protein of 438 amino acids.